Pseudophryne corroboree (corroboree frog) is the source of this 2922-nucleotide messenger RNA. RefSeq names its product coiled-coil domain containing 14 (gene CCDC14). Gene Ontology annotation, cellular component: centriolar satellite. Gene Ontology annotation, biological process: protein localization to centrosome. The record is from RefSeq and is a predicted model, not a curated record. NCBI's taxonomy places the organism in Eukaryota, Metazoa, Chordata, Amphibia, Anura, Myobatrachidae. The transcript is spliced from 13 exons. Bases 208 to 2763 code for a protein of 851 amino acids.
GGUGACGACAGCAGGUCCCUUCUCCCACUCUGAUUUAGAACCCCUUUGUGGAGAGGACCUUUCUUUUCCUAAUAUACUAAUAAAUGAACAGCAUUUCCCGCCCCUUCCCGCCGCAUCACUGUUUCCGGCAGUCUGUUGGUUACCAAGGCAACUUCGAUUGACUGCUCCUGAGUCUAAAGCCAAAUUCAGUCGGAGAGUGACAGAGUAAUGGCGAGAGCUGGCGAAAGGGUUUUUUCUUCUACACGACUGACAGUCCCUGCAAGACAGAUGUCCUGUAAGAAAAGGGCUGCAGUAAGAAAAAUCUCUACCACAUCUCUAGAUUCUGGUUACUCGUUAUGCUCCACUGACUCUGAAGACCAGGUGUUGGUCAUCAAUAAAGGGCUGGAUCAAUGUGCUGCAUUGCUACACGACAUCUUGCAGACUGAUGUCACCGAGAAAACACUGAAGUCCCACAGAAUUCCUCUUUGCAAAGGGAGCAUGAAGUUGUCCAAUGCAAAAGGGAAGAAGAGCGCUCUGAAGAAGCCGACCACCACGCCAUAUGUGUAUAAGGAGAAAGGAUUUCUGAGAAAGUCUGCACCCGUGAGGAGCUGUAACAUGAAUGUACAGAAACCCUGUGUCAGUGUACAGUAUCCAGGACGACCCACUACAAACUGCGACCAUGUACACACUGAGAUGCAGCAUCUUCACAGAACAUCCUCACAGGUGCCAUCAAUGUCUGAGCAGGGUCCUGAAGCUUCUGCUCUGUAUAACUGCCGAUUGCCCACAUCCACCCCGGCCCUAUCCCCCCAACUUUCUGUAAACCCUCAGAACUGUACCAAUGAAGGCUACCACCAUACAGUGCCACCAGGGGGAGCAUCUUACCAUCUAUCUCCCAUGACUACAACAUCUGCAGCCCACACUGUUCCCUCCGCAGUGCACAAUAUAAAAACAGCUGUGCAGUAUAACUACACUGAUCUAUUGUCACAACUUAAUAGCUACAAGAAUCAGAUCCAGGACACUGAUUUGCUGCAGUGUGUGGCUACUCACUUGGCUCAGCUGCAGUGCUCCGAGAACCCUGGCUCGGACCAACUGGAACAUGUGUGUGAGAGAGAGCAUAAAACAAGAGAGGCUGAGAUGUCCAGUGAGGAGGAUAACUCUGUUGAUAUGAACAUAGCUCCUGUGAGAGAUACCAGCUGUCAGACCAGCUUCAUCAAGUGUAAAAAGAGCCCGGAGAAAACAGAAGAUAAAAUAAAAACUGUGAAAUAUCUGCUGGGAGAGAUAAAGGCAUUAGUGGCCGAUCAAGAUGAUGGGGAAGCUCUGCGUCUGGUUAACGAGUUGGAACACAUUAUGUCUGUGCUGCCUGGUGUAGUCGAAAGUGGCAAUGUACAUGCAGAGAUUGCUAUUGCUCUGCAGCCUUUAAGAAGUGAGAACGCUCAGCUUCGGAGGCGCUUACGAAUUUUAAACCAGCAGCUGCGAGAUCGGGAGCGGGUAAUGAGAUCUGACGAGCAGAACAACAAAUUGACCUUUCUCCAGUCGCUGAAUGAGAAGCUUCAACAUCAAUUCGAAGAGUCUCAGACAUGUCUCCUGUCCCUGCAGUGUAAAAAUGAGGAGCAUCUAAGAAUUAUUGACAUCCAAAAGGAUGAAAAUAGGAAGUGUACACACAUCAUCCAAGAAAAGGAUCAAGAAAUACUUCAAAUUAGGCAGCAGAAUGACAUAAUUUGUGCUAAAAUGAAAACGGAAGUUGGAGAGGUUUUGGGGAAGAUGAAGAGCGUCCAGUUUAAGUUGGAGGCUUCAGAGAAAGAGAAUCAGAUUCUGGAGAUAUCUUUGAGACAGCGGGAUAUGGAAGUCAGCCGCCUCCGAGAACUCACAAGGACUCUGCAAGCCAGUAUGGCCAAACUGCUGUGCGACUUCGGCAAGGGAACCGCAAGGCCUAAACGUGAGCAGAAUUUGACGCAGUCCAUGCUGGACAGUUAUGAAAAACAGCUCCAGCAUGACAAUUGUCCAGCCAGCACUUCUAUAAUGAACUAUCUGCAGCGAUUAGAGUCUGACCAAGUGUUUACAAGCACCGAUAGACCUCUUCCCGUUAAAACAGGCCAAAUACAGUACAGUAAUGGGGUAACAUCUGACCCCAGUGAUUUCACAGUAGAAAAAGUUCACAUUUGUAAUCAGAGUUCUGAGAAGACUCAGAUCCCAGUAACUCCUUGUAACCUCCAAAAACACAGGCUGGAAUUAGGGAGUGAAUCUUGUUAUUUAACUAGUGACGAAUACAAGCCAGAUGAGACUACAUAUCUACCCAUGGCAAGCAGCCCUCAUAACGUAAACUUUGUUUCACCGCGAAGAAGGAUGUGUACCCCACCUAAGGUUUGUAAUCUGCAAAGAGACAGUGAGACUGCAUAUAGUAAUAGAGCAUUUAGUACUUUGGAAAAUUACCCUGAGGUCCCAAAGGCUUCAACAAAUAUCUCAGACGCAUUAGAUCAAAUCACCAACAUUCAACCUGCAAUCCUGACCAUUGAACCAUGCAUCAAAACUGCCUCUCUGUCUAAAGACUAUGUUCAGACGUAUCCACCUAUCCUGCAGCAGGCGAGUACCUUGGAGGUCAUCGAUAACCAUCCAACUGACCACUCAGCGUUAGACUUAAGGACCGAACAGUCAGAAUGGACAAUUUCCUCCUUCUCCACCUUUACAUCACACGAUGAGCAGGAUUUUAGAAAUGGCCUUGCUGCUUUGGAUGCUAAUAUCGCUAAACUGCAGCAGACUUUACAGAUUGGUAUUGUUAAAAAGUAGUGCUUUGCAGUAUGCAAACCAUGUGUGUUAAUGUUUAAAUUAUUUUAUAACAAGAUAAUUAUGUAUGUCUUCUACAAAUGGAAUUUAGUUGUAAAAUGAAAAUUGGGAUUGAUUGCUGCUUUGAAGUAUUCUCUUAUGAAUAAAUAUACUUUGCUUUUA